Messenger RNA from Arabis nemorensis, 2214 nucleotides. NCBI's taxonomy places the organism in Eukaryota, Viridiplantae, Streptophyta, Magnoliopsida, Brassicales, Brassicaceae. The record is from the annotation of a GenBank genome assembly.
AUGAAGAACAUUGCUUCUCCGGCGAUUCUGGUGGUGGCGAUGGUGUUUCUCUUCUCGUGGAGAGCUACUGCGACGGCGAAUGUGACUUACGACCACCGCUCUCUCUCAAUCGGCGGUCGCCGUCAGCUCAUUAUCUCCGCCGCUAUUCAUUAUCCGAGAAGUGUUCCCGCCAUGUGGCCAUCACUUGUUCAAACAGCAAAAGAAGGAGGCUGCAAUGCAAUCGAGUCUUAUGUGUUUUGGAAUGGCCAUGAGCCAUCUCCUGGAAAGUAUUAUUUUGGCGGACGGUAUAAUCUAGUGAAGUUCAUCAAGAUUGUUCAGCAAGCUGGAAUGCAUAUGAUUCUGCGGAUUGGUCCUUUUGUUGCGGCCGAGUGGAAUUACGGAGGAGUCCCUGUUUGGCUGCAUUAUGUGCCAGGAACAGUCUUCAGGGCGGAUAACGAGCCGUGGAAGCAUUACAUGGAGAGUUUCACGACGUAUAUAGUAAACCUGUUGAAAAAAGAGAAGCUUUUCGCACCACAGGGCGGUCCAAUAAUCUUGUCUCAGGUGGAAAACGAGUACGGGUAUUAUGAGCGGGAUUACGGUGAAGGAGGGAAGCGGUAUGCUCAAUGGUCUGCUUCUAUGGCUGUUUCACAGAACAUUGGUGUUCCAUGGAUGAUGUGCCAGCAAUGGGACGCUCCUUCAACUGUGAUUAGUACCUGCAAUGGCUUUUACUGUGACCAAUUCUCACCUAAUACACCUGAUAAACCCAAAAUCUGGACUGAGAACUGGCCUGGAUGGUUUAAAACUUUUGGAGGCAGAGACCCUCACAGACCAGCAGAGGAUGUAGCUUACUCUGUUGCUCGUUUUUUCCAGAAAGGCGGUAGUGUUCACAACUACUACAUGUAUCACGGAGGGACGAAUUUUGGACGUACUUCAGGAGGACCAUUCAUCACAACAAGCUAUGACUAUGAAGCUCCAAUCGAUGAGUAUGGAUUGCCAAGAUUACCAAAAUGGGGACACCUUAAGAAUCUCCAUAAAGCUAUAAUGCUCUCUGAAAACAUGUUGAUCAGCGGCGUGCAUCAGAAUGUUACAUUAGGCCCUUCACUCGAGGCUGAUGUGUACACAGACUCUUCAGGAAGUUGUUCUGCGUUUCUGUCGAACGCUGAUGAUAAAAAUGACAAGACGGUUGUGUUUCGGAACACAUCAUAUCAUUUACCUGCUUGGUCAGUUAGCAUUCUACCUGACUGCAAGAACGCGGUUUUCAACACCGCAAAGGUAACUUCGAAGUCCUCCAAGGUCGAAAUGUUACCAGAAGAUUUGAAAUCUUCAUCAGAUCUUAAAUGGCAAGUGUUCUCCGAGAAACCAGGUAUUUGGGGAGAAGCAGACUUUGUGAAAAACGAACUUGUUGAUCAUAUCAACACCACAAAGGACACAACUGACUAUCUUUGGUACACAACAAGCAUAACGGUCAGUAAUAAUGAAGAGUUCCUGAAGAAUGGAAGCCGCCCGGUACUGUUUAUUGAAUCAAAGGGACAUACUCUUCAUGUUUUCAUUAACAAGGAGUACUUAGGCACUGCAUCAGGGAAUGGAACUCAUGUGCCCUUCAAGCUCAAGAAAUCAGUUUCUCUCAAAGCGGGCGAAAACAAUAUUGAUUUGCUUAGCAUGACUGUUGGUCUUUCGAAUGCAGGAUCUUUUUACGAAUGGGUUGGAGCCGGGCUUACAAGUGUCUCAAUCAAAGGACUCAAUAGUGGCACACUGAAUUUGACAAAUACCAAAUGGUCCUACAAGCUCGGCGUGCAAGGAGAACAUCUAGGUCUGUUCAAGCCUGGUAACUCCGGGGCUGUGAAAUGGACGAUGACUACAAAACCUCCCAAGAAACAACCUUUGACUUGGUAUAAGGUUGUCAUAGACUCACCUUCUGGGAGUGAACCAAUUGGGUUGGAUAUGAUCAGUAUGGGUAAAGGCAUGGCUUGGUUAAACGGUGAAGAGAUUGGAAGAUACUGGCCUAGGCUUGCUAGAAAGAACUACCCGCACGAUGAAUGCAUCAAAGAAUGUGAUUACAGAGGCAAAUUCAUGCCGGAUAAAUGCCUAACUGGAUGUGGAGAGCCAUCUCAGAGAUGGUAUCAUGUUCCGCGAUCAUGGUUUAAGCCUUCCGGAAAUGAGUUGGUGAUCUUCGAGGAGACAGGCGGCAAUCCCGUGAAGAUUAAACUGUCCAGAAGGAAAGUCUCGGAGGUGUAA